Molecule: messenger RNA, 1088 nt
Organism: Nipponia nippon (crested ibis)
Lineage: Eukaryota; Metazoa; Chordata; Aves; Pelecaniformes; Threskiornithidae
Source: RefSeq, a predicted model, not a curated record
AUGCUAGAACACCCUUCGUUUGCUGUCAAGGCGACUGAAGGCGUCCGGCGCAGCCCGGGCGCGGAGGAGGCAGCGGACCCCUCGCUAGGCGCCGCGCCCGCCGCGCGGCGGGUCCGGCCCCCCCGCUCCUCCCGCCCGCCUGCGGGGCGCCUCGCCACCGGCUCCAACGCCGCAACGGGCGCCGAGAGACUCAGUUGCUGGGUUGCUAAGCGACGCCGGUCGCGAGCGCGCCGUGACCUCUACGUUGGCGGCAGAAGGCACGCGAUUGGAGGAAGGGCCCAGGUGGGCGGUGCCAACCGCGGCAGCCGGCGUGGGGCGUCCGCUGCCGCCACUCGGGGUCUCCCCGGGGCAAACCCGUGUGGAAGGCGUCUAACGCCAUCUCUCCGUCAGCGGUUUGCCUUCGGACCGGGCGGGGGGCAGGGCGCAGGGGGGUCCCCGUCUUGUCCGCUCUUCACUGACCCGUUUGCCCACGAACGAACCCCGUUGCAGUACGUUCCGGUCAAGGGCGACCACGUAAUAGGAAUAGUGACGGCCAAAGCGGGAGACGUGUUCAAGCUGGACGUCGGUGGGAGCGAGCAGGCCUCUCUGUCCUACUUGGCCUUUGAAGGCGCCACGAAGAGGAACAGGCCAAACGUGCAGGUGGGGGAUCUUAUUUAUGGUCAAUUCCUUGUAGCAAAUAAAGACAUGGAACCAGAGAUGGUCUGUAUAGACAGCAGUGGAAGAUCAAGUGGAAUGGGAAUAAUUGGACAAGAUGGCUUCCUCUUUAAAGUUUCCUUAGGUCUAAUAAGAAAACUCUUGGCUCCCAAAUGUGAAAUAAUUCAGGAGUUGUCACAAUUGUACCCGUUUGAGCUGGUGCUGGGAAUGAAUGGAAGAAUAUGGGUAAAAGCAAAAACAGUUCAACAGACUUUAAUUAUAGUAAAUAUUUUGGAAGCUUGUGAGUAUAUGACUGCAGAGCAGAGAAAACAAGCGCUUGCCAAAUUGUCAGGGAAUUGAUAAGAGAAAACCUUGAGGAUUUGUUUGAGAUGACUGUAGGGUGUUUUGGUUAUUUUUGUAUUCAGAUUUAUAUUAAAAGCCAUUUUUUAAACAAA